Messenger RNA from Ostreobium quekettii, 1020 nucleotides. The record is from the annotation of a GenBank genome assembly. NCBI's taxonomy places the organism in Eukaryota, Viridiplantae, Chlorophyta, Ulvophyceae, Bryopsidales, Ostreobiaceae.
AUGACGCCGUUCGUGUGGGCCUUGGCAGUGCUGGCGGUCAUCCCGCCUGCGCCAUGGGUUCGGGCAGAGCCUACCACCGUGCAAGACCCGAAUCACUCUCCGGGGGACGUCACCGACGGAGGUGUGGACUUUGAUUCCAUGACUGAGAGGCAAGCAGGGAGCAGAAGACUGCUGCAGCAAGGAUGCCCAUUGAUAAUCUAUGGAACCAACGCACCAUGUGGCAGGUAUCCAUUCAUGGCAUCUAUUCAGAGUCGGAAUGACAUGCACCGGUGUGGAGGUGUGUUGAUAGACCCUGAAUGGGUGUUGACAGCUGCGCAUUGUGUGGACUCAAUGGAAAUCCCCAAAAUUGUCGUUGGGGCAUGUAUUCUUGGUGAAAAUGGAGAUGAUGGAGUGGAGGUAUAUCUUAAGCCAGCAGAUAUGGGCAUCAAACAACAUCCCAUGUGGACAGGCACUGUGGAUGACGGGAAUGACCUGGCCCUCAUAAAGCUUCCUAGACGAUCAAAGAUCAAACCUGUCCAAAUUUUAAAUGACAACGGGUUUGGCGAGGGCACGCUGUUCGUGGCGACAGGCUGGGGGGACCAAGGAACGUGCUCACAAAGCAACCGCCUACAACAAGCUGUCCAAAUACAGGUUGUACCCCAACAAAGCUGUCGUGAAGCCUGGGCUCCUAAUGUUGUCAUCCAGGACACCAUGGUGUGCACUAUGGGCAACCAGAGCCUCUGCAUUGGCGACAGCGGGGGCCCCUUGCUGUUGGCUGAUGAUCCUGGAGGAAAUGUGGAUGCCGGGAUGGCCACUAAUGAUCUUCUGGUCGGCAUUGUUUCAUUUGCCAAUACGUCAUUGUGUGUGGCAAACAAUCCAGGAGUGCACACGAAAGUGGCUAGCUUCCGUGAGUGGAUCAACUCCAUGAUAGCGAAGGUAUGUGUCGUGUGCAGCUCUUGCGGCGUGCCACAAGCCUCAUGGGACCAUUUGGGAUACCACCCUUUCAAGAUCAGUGCACAUUGUGAUGCAAUUGCCCAGUGA